Molecule: messenger RNA, 1116 nt
Organism: Sycon ciliatum
Lineage: Eukaryota; Metazoa; Porifera; Calcarea; Leucosolenida; Sycettidae
Product: sushi, von Willebrand factor type A, EGF and pentraxin domain-containing protein 1-like
Exons: 6
Coding region: 274-1116 (280 amino acids)
Source: RefSeq, a predicted model, not a curated record
UUGCUCCUGCUAGCAUGGCAAGUGUCUGCUCAGAGCUAGAGGCGAGUGAAAUUGAAUGAAAUUAGAUAUAUUUCCAACGUCACACUGAGCACAACCCGCUGGAACAUCGCAAGCGAACGGUCGACGGACGCUAAAGGAGUGGUUGCGGAGGAGAGAUUUCCAGUGCUGUUAUUUCAGCGUACUCUGCCAAACCUACUCGUCACUUGCGCUGAGAUACUGCGUCGUGCGCUAAUCCAAAAGGUCAACAAAACCUCCUGGAUUGAGUACAUCACUAUGUUGCCUGUUGCUCUUCUCGUCGUUCUUAUUACAACAUGGACGUCCAUUCCGGCAUCUGCUGCCACAUGUCCUCCAAUACCAUACCUCCCGAACGGAUAUUAUACUACCAGUGAUAGCAGUUUUACAAAUGGUGGCACAGCGACUGCUUAUUGUUUUCCAGGAUACAGGUUAAUUCGACCAUCUUCAAUCACUUGUAAUGGCACUUGGCCUAGUGGUGGACCUCGUCCAACUUGUACAUCAACUACAUGUUCUGCAGCACCAACAAUCGCUAACGGCUAUCUUACUUUCAACAGUAGGGGUUUUAUGGAUGGAGGUUCAACAAUUGCCAAUUGUUUUCCAGGAUACCAGUUGAAUGGACCAGCUGCUAUUACUUGUGCAAGUGGCCAGUGGCCUAGUAAUGCUUCUCUUCCAACUUGUACACCACUCUCGAAAUGCUCUCACCUCACUGUGGAUAAUGGAGAUGUGUCAAGCGGCUCAGGCAACUUGAACAACAUUCACAGUGUCACAUGUACUUCUGGCUUCGAGCUAAUGGGAAACUCAAUAGUGAUCUGCCUUGACGAUGGCAAUUGGUCUAGCAUACCUGAGUGUGUCCAAUCUGUGGAGUGCAGCUCCCUCACGGUUGCCAAUGGACAAGUCUCUCAAGGACAGAACACGGUUGGCAGUGUGAGGACAUUGUCGUGCGAUGAUGACUAUGAGCCCAAAAGCGAUAGGACAAUAGUCUGCUUGGUGAAUGGCACCUGGUCAAGCAAUCCAACGUGUCAAGGUGAGUGUGCGGCAAAUCUUGCAAGUACAAAAUUUACGACCCUCCACUUACUGUGGACAGCCGUAACAGAACCGUAG